Messenger RNA from Oppia nitens, 1178 nucleotides. RefSeq lists its product as uncharacterized. The coding region runs from base 94 to 1059 and encodes 321 amino acids. Lineage: Eukaryota; Metazoa; Arthropoda; Arachnida; Sarcoptiformes; Oppiidae. The transcript has 3 exons. Gene Ontology annotation, molecular function: protein binding. The record is from RefSeq and is a predicted model, not a curated record.
UUAAAACAGAUAUUUGAUACACAAUUUGCACGACUUUUUUUGUUAGCACUUAGUGUCCAAUAUUCGGGUGAUUGUUUGUUGUUGACCACCAAAAUGGCCGCUAAUACCGAUGCUGUGGUGGACACCAACAAACCAAUUGUUUCAAAGGUGGUUGUGAUGCCGUUUAUGCUAAACGAUUGGAUCUGCUAUGAGUUUGGCACACGUUUUCGUAUCAGACAAGUAAAUCGGUUGCAAAGUAUACGCAAAAUGGUCAAACUUGAUGCCGGUGCCGAAGAUGGCGUUUUCAUUGGACAGUUUACCGACGAUGAUACCGAUUUUGAGAUCGAAAUGGACAACGUUAUGAGCUCGAAGAAUAUCUCCUAUACUAUCCAAUCGUUGACAACCAUUACCAAGAAAUGCUUUCUCAGACGCGGCAAUCAAUAUAUUCAUCGGACAAUUGAAUCCGAGGGCAAACAUUUGCAUUUUACCGGCGGUAGUCUGUACGACAUCGACGACAUCAUCGAAUCUCGGGCCACACGCUAUGGCGUAACUCAGGAACAGUCCCGACACUUCUCAACUCGACUGAAGGUUAUUAUUGAAACUGAAAAAAUGUUGGUACCGUCGGGACCGGCGAUCAACGUCAGUGUCAAGUAUAUGAUUACUGUGAACGAGUUGAGUCGCAAACAAGUUAUCGUCGUACGAAUGGGUGCCGACAAUACGGUUGGACAGUUGAAACGCCAGAUUGACUACUUGGAGGGAAUACCAUCUACUGAACAGAUACUCAUCUAUAAGCAACAUAUUAUGACCGAUAGAAAUCGGCUCCGAUUGUACGGUAUUGGUAACGACGAUAGCGUUGAACUCGAACUGAAAGUACUGGGAGGCGCACAGGUAGACGAAAAAAUGUUGUCUAACGCUUACGGCCAAAGGGGAGUUAUUUACGGCUCCCGACGUACUAUCGACCGCUAUAUAGUAAGGGAUGACGGCUUUGUGGCCGACGACGAAUUGCAUGUCCAGCCGUUUGUCAUUGAGUUGCGUUAUAAUGACAGUGCGGAUCUAAUUGUGCGUCAAAAACGUAUUUAAAAAAUUAUGUAUUAUUAAGUAAUACAUAAUUUCUCUUUUUUUUUUGAUCUCAAAUUGUUUUUUUUCAUUGAUAAUAAUUACUAUUAUUAAUUUACUGUUAAUUGAUUUGAUUACAUAAA